AUGGCUAGAUGUGGCUCAGAGAUGCCAAUAGAAGAAGCGGAUAGAUUUGUACAACCACCGUUUAGUGAUAAUGUUAGGCAAAUUAAUGAGUACACUGUGGCCGUGACGAAUGACUUGUGGAACAAACGGGAAGACUCACCAAAACUACCUGCCACGAUACACGAUUAUCAGCUGAACGGACAUCAGCUGGACAUUUGCCGCAACAGCUUACCCGCAGGGCAGCAGACUCAGGCGAGCCUUCUCUUAGCGGGGGGCAAUAGCAACACGCCGGUACUGGGUAUUGGUGCGUCCAACAUGAGUAGCUGCAGCCUAAGUGCGACUAAUAAUUCGGGACGCACCAAUUUUACGAACAAACAGUUAACAGAACUGGAGAAGGAAUUCCAUUUUAACCGAUAUCUUACACGCGCACGCCGCAUUGAAAUCGCUAACACACUGCAGCUCAACGAGACACAGGUGAAGAUCUGGUUCCAAAAUCGUCGCAUGAAACAGAAAAAACGCGUGAAGGAGGGCCUAAUACCGGCGGAUAUACUGACGCAGCAAACCGUCUCGACUACUUCGUCAACAGCGGCAGCCGGCAAUGGCCCUGUUUCUGGACCAGCGAAUUCAACUGGUAAUAUUAAUGUUGGUAACCAGUGUCACAGCAACGCCAGCAACAGCAAUGCGCAUGUGCAUAGUGGCUCUACGGGCAGCGGAAGUAAUCCGAGUCCAGCUCGCAUUGCCAGCAGCGAUGCUGUCACACACAGUAACAACGCAAGUCAGAAAAGCACCAAUACGCUGAGCAGCGGAGAUUGUAAUCUGACAGCAAAUAGCGAUAAUAGCCGUGAAUCGAAUUAAUACGAUCGCAUAUGCGCUGACAUUGUUCACUGACCGUAAGGGUAUGCCAGUUGAUGACUCCAUCCACUGGACAGAUGGAAGCGUAGCUACUGGAUGUUGCCGUAUUGGGCUUUGUUUUUUUGUUAAUUCUUUAGUUCGCCAAAUGAUAGAUAUGUAUGUACAUUCACCCACAGCUCGGAGAAAUGGAAAGGGUAAAAUGCGUACCGACCAGACACAUUUGGUCAUUUGGCUGUGAUAACAAUUUAAA
Molecule: messenger RNA, 1081 nt
Organism: Rhagoletis pomonella (apple maggot)
Lineage: Eukaryota; Metazoa; Arthropoda; Insecta; Diptera; Tephritidae
Product: homeotic protein labial
Exons: 3
Coding region: 1-834 (277 amino acids)
Biological process (GO): regulation of transcription by RNA polymerase II
Cellular component (GO): nucleus
Molecular function (GO): RNA polymerase II cis-regulatory region sequence-specific DNA binding; DNA-binding transcription factor activity, RNA polymerase II-specific
Source: RefSeq, a predicted model, not a curated record